CAUGGUAGACCUUGUCGACGCCGAGGGCCGCCCCGAGACCAUCGUGGCCACCCCUCGCGACUCCUCUCCUCCCUCCUCCUCCUCCUCCUCCUCCUCCUCUACUCCCCCUCUCGUCGAGACCGACGAAGGCUACUAUCGCUGGGCCGGCAUCACCUUCAGCUGGGCAAAGGCCUGCACCAACGAGUAUGAGCGUCGCGCCAUCACGUCUCUUGUCCACAAGAACGAGCUCAAGAACCCCGAUCACCCUCUCGCCGACGCCACGACCAAGGAGGUGCCGUUCUACAUCGGCGAGUUUGCGGACGGCAAUCGUCAGCUCUGCUACUCCCUUGGUCAGGUGCAGUAUCUCCAGCACUAUAUCUACGAGAUGGGUCUCACCGACCCCAAUCACCCCAACAACUGCGCCAACCCUGCCACGAGCCGUAAGGAUGACAAGAAACCCAUUCGACGUGUUCCCCUUCCUGCUGGUUUCAUUCCAGCCGAGUCGUUCAAGUCGGUCACACCUGUCGCCGCGGGCCAGGACCCAAGGAAGGUGGACGUCAAGCUACGCAAGGAGAAUAAGCGUCGAGGCAACGGCUUCGGGCACGCCCCCAUGCUUCCAGCAGUGACCCCCAGCACUCCUCCCCUCGAUGCGUCUGCGGCUCCCUCUGCCUCCAACCCCGAGUCCUCGCCUGAUCUCGGAUACUUUGAACUCGCCCAGCAGGCAGUGGCCCUGGCCUUGGUCGGCGGCCUCAAGACCGAACAGGAACGCCUCCAGGAGCGGGACCCCAAUGUGUUGGAGGAUGACCCGGCUACUGGUCGCGCCCUGUUUAUCGCCGUCUACACUCGUGAACAACCCAACAUUGACAAUGAGCCCGAGCUUAAGGACGUUGGGUACGACGCAAUGUUGUUUCUCGAGGACCCCGAUGAGCCAGGCAACUUUAUAGCCGUUUCUGACCGCGAGCACUGGCUUGUCGAGGAGGAGAUUGCCUUUGGUGGAGGACCGACUCCUUACCUCUUCGCCAUGGAGGAUCAGCUUACUCGAAGCAGUCUCCUCAAGCCGCGCUCUAGCAUCAAGGGGGAGUUCCAGAAGAAGCUCGUAGACUUGUGGAUCCGUUCCGGGAGGGGUCCUGUGUGUACGUUACCCCACCUUCCUCCGUCGUAACCGCAGACUUUGUCAUUCACUCCACCGAUUAUGACGCUGCCGGGUUCGACCAUCUCGGUAUCAACAUCGGAGGAGUUAAAACCGAGCUCACGGGUUCCGCGAACGCUCACAGCA
Molecule: messenger RNA, 1255 nt
Organism: Cutaneotrichosporon oleaginosum
Lineage: Eukaryota; Fungi; Basidiomycota; Tremellomycetes; Trichosporonales; Trichosporonaceae
Source: RefSeq, a predicted model, not a curated record